UUCCCUCCAGGCGAUAGGUGGGCUGUUCAGUAAAAUCUAAAAUAAAAGUUUCUACGCAUGUUUUAAGAAAGUUUUGCAAGCUACCUAUCCGAGCAAGUUUUUCCUCGUUAGAUUAGCGAACAGUUUUUUUUUAUUUUUGUUUCUCCCCCCUUUGGCUUACUCAGAGAAAGCUGCCCCACACCGGGCCCAGUGGUACGAUUUUUCGAGCAUACUCCAGGAACAAAGGACGUGCCUUGCCCUCCUCCCUGAAGUCUGGAGGAGUUUAAUGCAGAGGUAAAGACAGCUGUAAGUGGAGUAAUCCCUGGGAAAGAAUCCUGAUGACUGAGCAAAACCAGAAUUGUACUCCUGCGGAAGAACUGAAAUCUACGAGAUUUCUUAGUAAGAAAGACUCUAAAAGCGUUUCAUUUCACUCAGAGCCAGAAAAUGCAGGAGCGGAAGAUAAACCAAAGAAAGCUGGGAAAUUACUUAAUCAACAAUUACAGUCUCUGAAUCUGGAUGCAGAAAUAUUUGAAACCAAGAAGAGAAAUUAUCUAACCAGAUCAAAGACUUAUGAUACGGUGUUUUCACCCAGUCCUACAGAUUAUGAAACAAAACCUGAACGGAAAAAGUCCACCUCCAACCCUUCCAAGACUAACGCAACCUAUCACAAGCUCUUUAAACACGUUGAAAAGGAUGAAAUAUUAAAACAAAGCUUUACAUGUGCUCUACAAAAAGACAUACUGUACCAAGGGAAACUGUAUGUAUCUGAAAACUGGAUUUGCUUUAAUUCCAAAGUCUUUGGAAGAGAUAUUAAGAUUGCAAUACCUGCCUUUUCCGUGACUCAAAUUAAGAAACAUAAAACUGCUUUACUCGUACCAAAUGCUCUAUGCAUAUCAACAGAACUUGAGAAAUUUAUGUUUGUUUCAUUGCUCUCCAGGGAUGCGACCUACAAGCUGCUUAAAUCUGUUUGUGUACAUCUGGAGGACAGAACUGAUGAUAUCAGUCCAAAUCCAUCCUCCCUUGAAAAUAGUUUCAGAGCUGAACGUCCAACAUCUUUGCCUCUGGAUUUCAAUAUUGAAGAUUUGACUGACCUUGCAGUGUGUCGACGACGAGAGUUGGAGCAAUCUAGUAGUUCUGGAUCUCAAACUCCAGAGUCUGAAAAUUCUCAAGAGUUUAGUACAACCCAAACGUUAUUGAAUAUUGCAAAGAAUGAUGAUAUUCCAGUGCUUGCUGAUGUUCACAUAAAAGAAGUAUCAGAGAUAAAGAGAAGGACCUGUCACGAUGAUAGACAUUCCUUGAUUUGGGGAUUAUUACACAGAGUGAAAUCUAAUGGUGUCCAGUAUCUCUCUGUGAAUACCUUACUGGUGCUCUAUCUGAUUAUUGUCAUUGUGCUAGUUCUGUCAUCCUUCUACAUGGGCUUAAAAAUAAUUGCCUUGGAGCAGCGCCUAGCCUCACUGGGAGCAUUGCCGGAAUACCAUGCACAUCACAAAGAUUCUUUUGCUCAUCGUGGCCUGGGAUUACAGUUCCACGUGAAUACAGAUCUGAUCUACGAUGAAUUGUCAGAAAAUCUUGCAAAAUUGGAAAAGAUACAGAAGAAUCUACAAAAGCUUCUAGAAGGAAAUGAAUGAGAUGCUCUACUUUUUAUCAUCAGUAUGCUUUGUUCUCACCAAGGUCAUACAUCUCUGGAAUGUAACAUGAACUCUGCAGGACAGGGUGUGGGAUUGUUUAAGUUUUAAUCUUGUGUUUCUCAGAAUUCUGCGCAGCCUUCUUUCUAAGGAAAUAUGCAAAUAAUCUUCAAGUAUCCGUGCAAUAAUGACCAAAAAAUAUCCUUUAUCUAAAAAUUAAUUUUACACUUUUGAAAAAUAAUGAGAUUUGUAGUGUUCUGUAUAAGAAAUUGAUUUUCUAAAAGUAGUCUAACCAUUUGAUUCUAAAAGCACUCCAUUCUCGAAAAGUUAUUAUAAUACUUGGUGUAAAACAUGUGUUGACCAUGUGUAUGAUCUCCUUGCUCAAUAGUCUGAUAUGACAAAAUUGUUAGACUCCAGAAUGUGGGGUAGGUUUUUAUCUUCGGUGUCUUAGCACAGUCAUAGGCUAAGUCAGGCAAAGAUGAUCAUGCAAAUUCCAGAUUUCCCUUCGAGGCAAGAAAAUUAGACGAAUAGAGCAAUGCAAUUGUCCAUAGCAAAUUUCCCCCUUUGUACCAUGGCUAGAUAUUGCUUUACCCAGAGGCUAAAGAUGACCAUUUACCCUAUUGUGUCUGAUCAACAAGGGGAUUGCAUUCAUGACUCUAGAAGUACUCUAUGCUCGUGUGAGUGAAUUUAUAACUGCAUUGUGAUCUGAUACUAUUUAUAUAAAAUGCAAUUGUGUUCUUUUAAACCCAUUUCUAUGAAAUGAUUUCUCACUUGAAAUUCUGUAAAUAAAUUUUGCGCACACUAAAAGAAUUUAUGCUGUUUCUGGAGGUAACCUGGCAGACACUGUUUAAUGUGGUUGUAUUUAAACAGUUACUGGUUCUGUUUGACAGUUGUACUAAAAAGGUGCUAAAUAUUGAAACAUGAUUGUUUUUUAUAUAUCACCUAUUUGUGGGAUCUGAAAUGAAACUUUUGUGCGGUUCACUUGUAGCAAGACAUCUUAAUUUUGUAUAUAACUGCUAGUUUUCUCAAUGUAGAAGUGAGAAUGAAAAAAAACCUUCACAAUAAAAUGUUUA
Hemiscyllium ocellatum (epaulette shark) is the source of this 2677-nucleotide messenger RNA. It is a transcript of the gene gramd2b, whose product is annotated as GRAM domain-containing protein 2B. Bases 318 to 1607 code for a protein of 429 amino acids. The record is from RefSeq and is a predicted model, not a curated record. NCBI's taxonomy places the organism in Eukaryota, Metazoa, Chordata, Chondrichthyes, Orectolobiformes, Hemiscylliidae. The transcript is spliced from 14 exons.